AUGGCUGCUACUUUUCUAAGGUCAAUAAUGUUACAAACCAUAAAGACUGAAAAUAACUGUCUUAGAAGAUGUUUGGGUAAAUACAUCGUGCAAAAGAUGGCAUUAGCACAGUUGCCCCUCUCUGCUUCUGUCCCAAGACUGUCCUAUCUAAUUCAUGCAAAAGCUUUUAGUACUGUUGAAGACUCCCAGCAUGAAAGAAAAAAGAGAAAAAAUAAUGAAACUGAUUUUAGUAACAUUGGAAGAAAAAUUAGUGAGCGAAUCAUUCAUGUAUUUGAUGAGAAGGGCAAUGAUUUGGGGAACAUGCACCGAGCAGAUGUGAUUCGACUUAUGGAUGAGCGAGACCUGCGACUUGUGAAAAGGAAGCCCAGCACAGACCCUCCCGAGUACCAGCUCAUGACAGGCUCACAGAUUCACGCAGAGCGGCUGAGACUGAGAGAGAGGGAAAAGGCUAGACCUAAAACUGGACCUACUCUGACAAAGGAACUAAUUUUUUCUUCAAAUAUCGGACAACAUGAUUUGGACACAAAGACUAAACAGAUUCAGCAGUGGAUUGAGAAAAAGUAUAAAGUUCAAGUUACUAUAAAGAAAGCAAAGAAUGCAGAAGAGCCAGAAAAUAAAACGGAGGAGCUGUUUAAUCAAAUCCUCCAGACUAUGCCUGGAAUAGCUACCUUCUCAUCCAGGCCACAACCUGUUCAAGGAGGAAAAGCUGUAAAAUGUGUUCUUCGUCAUUUGAGCGAAAAGGAAGAGAUUGCAUACAGACAAACUCAAGAGACCCAGGAAGGAAACCCUUUAAACAAAAAAAAUGAAAACGACAAAAAAUCAGAUAUUCUGCAUCAGUGA
This is a messenger RNA of Pipistrellus nathusii (Nathusius's pipistrelle), 840 nucleotides long. Lineage: Eukaryota; Metazoa; Chordata; Mammalia; Chiroptera; Vespertilionidae. The record is from the annotation of a GenBank genome assembly.